Messenger RNA from Helobdella robusta, 474 nucleotides. RefSeq lists its product as hypothetical. The record is from RefSeq and is a predicted model, not a curated record. NCBI's taxonomy places the organism in Eukaryota, Metazoa, Annelida, Clitellata, Rhynchobdellida, Glossiphoniidae. The transcript is spliced from 3 exons. Gene Ontology annotation, biological process: sensory perception of sound. The annotation marks the transcript as partial.
GAGGAGCAGUCUAGGGGCCUCAUCAUCCUCUUCACAUCGAGUAUGACGGUAAUUAGAGAGACCCGUGACAGGUGCAACGAAGUUAGGAAGAUAUUGCAGACUCACCGCGUCUUUUUCGACGAGAGAGAUGUAUACAUCUCGGAAGAGAAUGCCUUGAAUCUGAUAAAGAGGUUGAAAUUGCAAGGAGGAAUGAAUGAAAUGAGAGAUGAUGAGAAAAUACAAAGCCUGAAUGAGUCUGGGGUACUUAGAAAAAUUUUCAAAGACUUCAAGAAAGUAGAGGACGACAUGACGUGUGGCGGAUGUGGUGGCUACAAAUACACCCCCUGCUACACCUGCCGUGGUAGCAAAAAAUCAACAGUAAUAAACUCCCCAAUAUCGCCAUCAUCAUCAUCACUAUUACUAUCACCAUCAUCAUCGUCAACUUUGAAAUGCACAAAAUGCGACGAAAAUGGCUUGGUCAGAUGUAAAUACUGC